Penicillium canariense is the source of this 486-nucleotide messenger RNA. It is a transcript of the gene skpA, whose product is annotated as SCF ubiquitin ligase subunit skpA. Bases 1 to 486 code for a protein of 161 amino acids. The transcript has 4 exons. Lineage: Eukaryota; Fungi; Ascomycota; Eurotiomycetes; Eurotiales; Aspergillaceae. The record is from RefSeq and is a predicted model, not a curated record. Gene Ontology annotation, biological process: SCF-dependent proteasomal ubiquitin-dependent protein catabolic process; mitotic cell cycle. Gene Ontology annotation, cellular component: cytoplasm; nucleus. Gene Ontology annotation, molecular function: cullin family protein binding.
AUGUCGACCCAGAUCACUCUUACCAGCAGCGAUGGUGUCGAUGUCUCUGUUGACCGCGCCGUCGCUGAGCGAUCCGUUCUGAUUAAGAACAUGCUGGAGGACCUUGGUGAUUCCGGCGAGGCGAUACCCAUUCCCAACGUCAGUAACCGCCCGUUCCCGUGUCUUGGAUGCGUUUAUUAUGUUCGCACAAGCUCACCACCAUCGAAAAGCAACGGCGAUGACGACGACAACCGCCGCAAGACUACCGAUAUUGACGAGUGGGACCAGAAGUUUAUGCAGGUCGACCAGGAGAUGCUGUUCGAGAUUAUCCUGGCUGCCAACUAUCUGGAUAUUAAGGCCCUGCUUGACGUCGGCUGCAAGACUGUCGCCAACAUGAUCAAGGGCAAGUCCCCGGAGGAGAUCCGUAAGACCUUCAACAUCCAGAACGACUUUACCCCCGAGGAAGAAGAUCAGAUCCGUCGCGAAAACGAGUGGGCCGAGGAGUAA